AAGCAAGUUUAUUUGACUGGUAAUUUUUGUACAAAUCUUGAAUACUGAGACCAAGUUCUGGACGUGAAUGCUGUCCGGUCGCCUUGGAACAUUGUUGCUUGCACGAUUUCUUUGAAUGAUAUGGUACUGUAUGCGAUUUGCACCAACGAAAGAACAAUGAGAAUCUGAAAUUGCUGGGACCAGGAUAGUUUGCAUUUGAAUAUCUGACUAUGGACUAAUGACUGUAGAUGAGUAACUGAUUGAGAGCAACCGUGCCAAAGUGAAUGAUCAUGAGUACUACUAAUGAUGAUGCUAAUCCAGAGGAACAGGAGUUUCCUUUAAAUCCAUUAUGCUUUGAAUGUGGCCAACAGCACUGGACAAGAGAGAACCAUCUGUACAAUUACCAGCAUGAAAUGGAUGAUGACCUCGUUUGUCACAUUUGUUUGCAGCCUCUACUGGAACCACUGGAUACUCCCUGUGGACAUACAUUUUGCUACAAGUGCCUCCGUAAUUUCUUGCGAGAGAAGAACUUCUGCCCAUUGGACCGUAUAAGUCUUCAUUUUAAACUGUGCAAAAGGUCCAGCAUUCUUGUUCACAAACUUUUAGACAAACUGUUGGUGGCUUGCCCUUUUGAAAGUAACUGUCAAGAAGUGAUGCAACGCUGUGAUUUGGAGGCGCAUCUUAAACACAGGUGUCAUGGAGCAUUAAACCAUAGAGCUGCUUUACAGGUACGCAGAUCUUGCAGGUUACAAACUGAGAUUGGAAAGGACAGCAAUUCCACUGUGGCAGGGCAACCAAAGAAUGAAUCAUCAGAUGCAGACCAAUUUAAGACUGUAUCCCAGUGUUGCCAUUUCAGUGUUGCUUCAGCAGCAUCCACUUGUGCAGAUGAGCAAAGCAGAGAGAAUCCUGUCUUUGAAGGAAACACAGAGGAAAACACACUACCAAAGCAAGCUAGUCUGCCUGAAGGAGAGGUUGCCAAUAUUGAAAUCCACAGAGCCAAUCCCUACAUGGAGCUAGGUCUGAGUAUUGUAGGUGGAAAUGAAACCCCUUUGAUAAAUAUCGUAAUUCAGGAAGUUUACCGAGAUAGUAUCGUUGCAAAAGAUGGAAGGCUUCUUUCUGGUGAUCAAAUAUUGCAGGUAAAUGGUGUUGAUAUCAGCAAUGUACCUCACAACUAUGCUAGGUCUGUGUUUACACAGCCUUGCUCUACUCUACAUCUCACUGUUCUAAGGGAGAGACGCUUUGGUGGUCGAACAAGUAUCUACCCUGAUGGCAGCUGCAUGAGAGAAAAUGGCUUACAUGUGACUUUGUUUAAAAGAGACUCUAGUGAGCAACUUGGUAUUAAGUUAGUUCGUAGGACAGAUGAAACAGGCAUCUUCAUCCUGGACCUUCUGGAAGGUGGUUUGGCUGCCCAGGACGGGAGAUUGUGUAGCAAUGACCGGGUACUCGCCAUAAAUGGACACGAUUUGAAGCAUGGAACACCUGAAGUUGCAGCUCAAAUUAUACAGGCCAGUGGCGAGAGAGUUCAUUUUGUUAUCUGUAGAACCACAAAUGAACAGCUUUCUAAUGUUAUUCGAGAGUCAGGAUCUCUCACAAGUAAUCAACAUUUGCCCCAACACACACAGCUCCUGUAUCACAGCAGACUGAGUUCUCAAAAGGACCUGUCCCAAUGCGUUACUUGUCAAGAAAAGGAGAUCCAUGUAAAGAAAGAGCCUCAUGAAUCUUUAGGAAUGACAGUAGCAGGAGGACGGGGCAGCAAAAAUGGUGAAUUGCCGAUCUUUGUCACCAGUGUACAGCCACAUGGCUGCCUCUACAGAGCAGGGAGUAUCAAACGUGGUAAGACUACACACUGGCCAGAGCUCCACAGAAACUUCAUUGGAGAUGUGCUACUAAGCAGCAAUGGUAUUGACCUAACCUGUCUGAGUCACAGUGAAGCCGUGGCCACGUUAAAAACUAGUGCCACUUCACCAGUUGUUAUACUAAAGGCACUGGAAGUACAAACUGUAGAAGAACAGGAUCAAGUUGCAGAUGAGCAACUCAGCACAAACACUGAGAAUGAACAUGAUACCACUUGGUCACCAUCAUGGGUCAUGUGGUUAGGAUUGCCAAGCUCCCUUCAUGCUAGUCAUGAUAUUGUCCUCCGGAGGAGUAACUCAGGAAGCUGGGGCUUUAGUAUUGUUGGUGGUUAUGAAGAAAAUCACUGUAAUCAGCCAUUUUUUAUAAAAACAAUUGUAUUUGGGACACCAGCUUAUUAUGAUGGAAGAUUGAGCUGUGAGGUACUCAUGGUGUUGUUGUAUGUGACGUUAGACUGGCCUAUUUCCCGAGUUUGCACCUCUGUAGUCACCAGGGCCCCACCUUCUACUUCAUCUGGAGAUCAAAGAUGGACCACAUCAAAAGGGAUACCAUGUAUAAAGCUCUGGAUAAGAUGGAAAUAACAUACCCAACACCGACCUCACUCUGGCCACAUUUGUGUGUGGCUUCAUCAAGCUGUGCAUAGACCCUCAGUAUGCAAGCACCAAGUAUCAAUAUAUACUGAGAUUCUAUCUGUCUCUGGUUUUACGAAGAAAGAGCUUGGCCUUUUGCCACUUCAAGUAGUGGGAUCGUUCCAUGUCACCUGCCCUAAUUGGAAAACUUUGUAAAGAAAAACACGUUUGACCAUACGUCUAUCAGGCAGUGGUCAGCACAUUAGAAUCAUCAAGACCCUGCAGAAAAAGGAGAGGGAGGAUCCUGUUGGGUUGUUCCCUGAGCAGACUGUCAAAGUCAUUUGGUAGAAUGUCUCAUAUCAGAAUUUUCCAACAAGCAUCAAGUCAUCACUUGGCUGAUGCUGAGAAGGCCACUACCCGUGCAAUCCUUCAUGCAUGCCAGAUUUUCUCCGCCACUGCGUGCUACCCUCAAACCAUCUGCUUCUGGAAUUUGUCUUUGCAAAGAAGGAGAAUAAUGCAAUGGCUUUUGUUGAAGUAUGUGCCAAGCAGCUUCCUGAUCCCGGACUCUGUGCUCUACGGCCUGUUCCCUGGGACACACACCAGGACAAAUAUCAAAUAUGCUUGGAGAACUAUCACCUUGGUGAAAAACUGUGAUCUUUCCAAUGCAAAGAGUUGACCUUGACAGACUGUUGCAGUCUGGCACAUUCCGUGGUCCAGGAUAACGUGCGAAGGACUCAUUAAAGCUUGGGGCAGCUACCACCACAGUCUAAGGUCUUUCUGCCAAAGUUCAGUGGGAGUCUGAUCAGUUAACAGGACUUCCCAGUGCAUGAAAUGUAUGUAAAUAUCGUCCUGCAUACGUAAGAAAUGACUUGGUUUUUUUUUUGCAAUUACAGGCAAUGCCAAAUUUCAAUGUUUGUUAUUCAUGUGCAAAGACUACAGAAAUGCUUCAGUAACUGUGUACGUCUAUAAAGUUUUUUUGUGAAUAAAGUAUAUUUUUAUAAUAUAAAAAGUAGCUACCUCCUUGAGGUGUACUCCUGAAUCCUGGAAGCUGUUAUGGAUCUGUGUCAAUCAUGAAAAAUGCUGAGUCAGUUGGGAAUGACUCCGUAUGAAUAAUUCAUCAAAGCCACCAGGGUACUGUGCACAGAUUUGCAAAAAAACCUUCUGUGAUUACAAAUAACCUGCACAUUCAGGAGGUGGAAGGACUUUUGGUUAAUGAAGGUAUCAAGUUUGUAAAUCAGAGCUCUCAAAAUGACAAGAUUGCAAGGGAAGCCUGCUAAAUAGAACUUGUGGCUGUUUGCAUCUACAACACGAGCAAGUCAGUGCACUCUACCAUCUGAGAACAAAUGACAUCAGUGAAUCAGUGACUCCUUGAUGCUACAAACCUAAAGUUGAUCUAAUAUUAAUGAAAUGUAUAUUGAAUUCAUAUCAUCAUGACAUAAAAUGCCUUAAUGAAAUGUAUUUUCAAUUUUUUAGCUUGUUAGUCUGCAUAAAAGUAAAGUUUUUUUAUGAAUUAAUGCAAAUGUUUCUCCCACUUACAUCACUCAGUCAGUUAUAUGAAAGAAAGAACUAUGGAUAUUGGAGAUCUGAAACAAAAACAGAAUUGCUGGCAAAAUUCAGCAGGUCUGGCAGCAUUUGAGGGAAGAAAGCAGAGUUAACUUUUCAAGUGUGGUGAUUCUUCUUCAGUCAGUAAUAUUAUGUUGGCGCUUUGCAUAUGUUCCAAAGAACAAUGUAACUUUCUAUUUGGCAUCAUCUAUCCAUGCUCAUUAUUACAAACUGGGCAUGUAGUGAUCCAUGGGCUGAGAAGUGGCAGAUGGAA
Molecule: messenger RNA, 4215 nt
Organism: Chiloscyllium plagiosum (whitespotted bambooshark)
Lineage: Eukaryota; Metazoa; Chordata; Chondrichthyes; Orectolobiformes; Hemiscylliidae
Source: RefSeq, a predicted model, not a curated record